This is a messenger RNA of Macrosiphum euphorbiae (potato aphid), 606 nucleotides long. Lineage: Eukaryota; Metazoa; Arthropoda; Insecta; Hemiptera; Aphididae. The record is from the annotation of a GenBank genome assembly.
AUGUAUGAUGAUUUAUUUGGUGAGCAAUCAACAAAUAUUAUUGCUCAUUCUCCUAUAUUGGAACCAGAUGAUAAAUCUCUUCCAGGAUUGUCGUUUGAAAUAACUAAUACUCCUAAAACAACAACAGAAGUAUGUUCUUUAGGUCGUCGAAUAGCGGACAUAUUCUACAUAUUUGAACAAAUUAAAAAAUGUAUCCACGAAGGCGGUUUCGGAUGUACUUUCAUGGAUAUGGAGUUUGUACGUGAAAUACGUUUUGGUCUAAGGUCGCAAUUUCAAUUCACAUGUAAAAUGUGUAAAAUUAACAUCAAAAUUGAGUCUGAAAAAAAGGUCCCAGAGACAUAUUUACCUGUAAAUUUAGCCGCGAUCAGUGGUUCAAUAUCAAUCGGAAUAGGAUAUUCACAACUUGAGGAAAUAUUAGCUUCCACCGAUAUUCCAUGUAUGAGUAGUAGUACAUUUUUAUCUGGUCAAGAAGAAAUCGGUGACAAAAUUCAUUGUAUUGCCCAAGAAGCAAUGAGAUUAGCCGGUGAAGAAGAAAGGCGAUUAGCGAUAGAUGCAAAUGAAUUAGACAUACCUAGAUGGUAUACCCAUGUGCACAGUUGUAGCUGA